Molecule: messenger RNA, 7320 nt
Organism: Bombina bombina (fire-bellied toad)
Lineage: Eukaryota; Metazoa; Chordata; Amphibia; Anura; Bombinatoridae
Gene: PDK1
Product: pyruvate dehydrogenase kinase 1
Exons: 11
Coding region: 406-1638 (410 amino acids)
Biological process (GO): regulation of glucose metabolic process; protein phosphorylation
Cellular component (GO): mitochondrion
Molecular function (GO): pyruvate dehydrogenase (acetyl-transferring) kinase activity
Source: RefSeq, a predicted model, not a curated record
CCUCAACCUUGACUUUAACCGCACAUUCUAUAACAAGUCUGCACAGAGCUAUAGACCAAAUGCUUUGCAAAAAAUGGUCGUGAAGUUAAACGGUUAACACACAUAACCAUGGCUCCGGUUGUUUAUGCUAAAGACACGCCUCCAGUGCUUGUUUUCGCCUUUGUGAUUGGUUCAGACUAGAAGUAAACGUGGUUGAUUGGAAGAUGUAUACUUGUCCCGAAGAGGACAUAGGAACGGGCAAUAAGGCACAGAGAUAUUAAGCAGCGAUAACAGACUGUGCAAUUGAAAGGGUUAAUAUUGUACAUCAAAGGGAAUGGAGCUUUAACUGAGUGUGCUAAUUAGAGUGAUGUGCAUAUCUGUAUCCCAGCAUCAGUGAUCAGCAAAAGGACUCAAGACUUGCCCAAAAUGCGUCUCCUAUGGGCCCUGAUGCGUGGUGCCCCUCUCACAAGCACCCCGAACCUGGUGGAUUUUUAUUCGAAGUUUUCCCCGUCCCCCCUGUCUAUGAAACAAUUCCUAGAUUUUGGUUCAGUAAAUGCCUGUGAAAAAACUUCAUUUUUAUUUCUUCGCCAGGAAUUACCUGUGCGGUUAGCAAACAUAAUGAAGGAAAUUAAUUUGCUUCCAGAUAACCUGUUAAAGAUGCCUUCAAUUAAGCUUGUUCAGAGCUGGUAUGUACAGAGCUUCCAGGAAAUCGUUGAUUUUAAAGAUAAGAAUGCAGAGGACUCAGACACUACCAGGACAUUUACAGAUACGGUAAUAACCAUCAGGAAUCGGCAUAAUGAUGUUAUCCCAACAAUGGCUCAGGGAGUUGUUGAAUAUAAAGACAGCUUUGGUAUAGAUCCAGUAACUUCUCAAAAUGUGCAGUAUUUCUUAGAUCGCUUCUUUAUGAGCCGUAUUUCAAUUAGGAUGCUGCUGAAUCAGCACACCCUGCUAUUUGGUGGGAAAGUAAAAGUAAACCCAGCGCACCCCAAGCACAUCGGAAGUAUUGAUCCUGCCUGUAACGUUGUAGAAGUAGUUAAAGAUGGUUAUGAAAAUGCAAAACAAUUAUGUGACUUGUAUUACAUGAGCUCGCCCGAAUUGGAGCUUACAGAAUAUAAUGCAAAAUCUCCAGGACAGCCCAUCCAGGUGGUGUAUGUGCCUUCCCAUCUAUACCACAUGGUGUUCGAGCUUUUUAAGAAUGCAAUGAGAGCGACAAUGGAAUUCCAUGCAGACAAAGCAAUUUACCCUCCUGUAAAAGUACAUGUCGUUUUAGGCAGUGAGGAUUUAACAGUAAAGCUAAGUGAUCGAGGUGGUGGGGUACCCCUAAGGAAAAUCGAUAGAUUAUUUAAUUACACAUAUUCUACAGCACCUCUCCCACGUGUUGAGACUUCUCGUGCAACACCACUGGCUGGGUUUGGCUACGGCUUACCCAUAUCCCGUCUAUAUGCCCAGUACUUUCAAGGAGAUUUGAAACUCUACUCCUUGGAGGGAUAUGGCACAGAUGCUGCAAUAUAUAUCAAGGCAUUAUCUACAGAGUCAAUAGAGAGGCUUCCAGUCUACAAUAAGUCUGCCUGGAAACAUUAUAAAACAAAUCAUGAAGCAGAUGACUGGUGUGUGCCAAGCAGCGAGCCAAAGGACAUGACCACAUUUCGGAGCAGUUGAAGUUAGAGUGUCUGAAGACCAGUAUUUUGGGUUAUCAUUGAUUUGUGAUUAUAUAACUUUUUUCUGCACAAAGGCAGCAGUAGCAUAUCAUUGUUGUUUGCAAUUGCAGGAACCAAAUUAUUUAAUCAGUUUUAAUAUUUGUGCUUUAUGCUACAUGACUGCCUAGUUUAUUUUACAUUAGAAUUAAGAUUAAAGGGGCACUAUCAUGUAGGACUUAUAAAAAAAAAUGUCAUGAAGUGUUUUGGUUUAAUUCAAAAUUAUUUUAUUUAGUAUAUUUUAGUGCAUUUAUCAUCUCAGAAAAACAAUAUGAGAUGACAAAUGAACAUCUAGAUUUAGCAACGAUAAGUAUGUAUAAGUAUCUUUUUAUGGUGCAUGAUCAAACAUAAAAGCCGGUUAGAAUUUUUUUUUUUUCUUUAGGAGCUAAAUUACAAUUUUUCUUAAAAAAAAAUGCUACCUGGGGUAAAUUUCUAAGAGGCAUAAUUACCGGGUUUGUCAGUCUCUGCCUUAUCAUAUUUAAUCUACAGUUACUGCCAGCAAGUUAAAGCAGGGAUGCCCCUUUUUAAUAAUUUCAUCUUCUUCAUCUUUGAAAUGCAGCCACAAUAGCAUGAAUAAUGCUUUCCUGUGUCAGUAAAUUAUCAGUUUGAUAGUAAACAGAAAUGGAUACUUUGGUCAGAUGGAAUUACCCUUUGCCUUUUUUUAUAUUAAUUUAAUUUUAUGCCUUUUUAAAUUUUUAUUAUUUAGAUUUUUAUUGUAAGAUGCUAAACUUUAUUUUCAAUAACUUGAAAGAAAUCAAUACCUUUUUUGAUGGUUAAUUUAUAGUGCCAUGGUCCAUGAUGUGCCUUUUUAGUAGUUCUUCUUUAGUCGCUUUAUAACAUGCAACAUUAUAUUACGGUAUAUGUUUUAGAGUGUUUCAUUUAGCAAUCAAAUAGGACUUUUUUUUUGCUUAUGAUGAAGAAACAUGAGUGCACCAAAUGGUUUUGCAUAUAGAUCAUUAAUUCCUUUGGACUGACUAGUGGUUUGCAACAUCAAGUUGAUUAAGUUCAUGGGAACUAAUCAGUAAUGAUUUGUUAGGCUUAGCUUAGUGCACUAUUGAUCACUACCGAUUGAGACUCAGAUCCAUAGAAUGCUUUCAGUGGUAGACACUGAGUCCUGUGUUCAACAACAUGAAUGGCGUCCUCAAUUAAAUUCUACCUUCGAAUUGAUACAUGUAAUACAAUGUCUAGGUUGAGAAUGAUGUGAAAUAUAGCUAUUCACAUUAUGUUCUUUUUUAUUAAUUACCUUUUUUUUAGCCUGACAUAUCUGUAACUCCAUAUUUUUUUUGGAAUUACAGUAACAUAAGCUGCCCCUUUAUGACAGUUACAUCAUAUAAAGAUAGUUAUCAAGUUAGCAUAGCUGCCCACUUUAACACUGCCAGACAUAUGUCCACUGCUUCAUGAUGGGACAGACUGUAGAACCUUCAGAUGCCCUGAAAAAGGGAGAACGUUGCUUAUUCUUUUGUUGGAAAUUGCUUUACAGAAAGUUUUUAUUUAUAAUUUAUGUAAUGAGAUUUAUGCUAUUGGUAUUUUAGUUACCUAGGACACAAUCUUUUCUCUUGGAAGAAGUUGCAGAUGUGCCGCAGAUAAAAUAACAUUUAUAUCACUCCUUUGUGAAAGAUUGCACAGCUUGUACAUGAUGAUAAAGAAAAGAAACACAAGUUCUGAUUUGUUUAAAUCUGUAAAAAUAUAUCCUUCUUUUAUGCUAGUGAAUAUUUAUUAUGUUUAAAAAGACAAAAUACUACAAUCCUGGUUUAAAAAGACAUCCACAUAAAGCAACUUUGUUAGAGCUUUAUUAUUUCUUGAUAUAUAUAUAUAUAUAUAUAUAUAUAUAUAUAUAUAUAAAGAAUAAAACAAAACAAAUAUUUAUUAAAAGGGAAAAAGAGGUUUAGAAGCUUAGAAAAGAGUGAGCAAUUUGCUCCAACCCUACCGUACGCAACCUCAGUGGGAUGGCUGAACUACUUGAUUUUCUUCUACGCUCAUACACUGGCCUCUAUUUAUCAAGGUCUGUCGGACCUGAUUUGACAGUGCGGAUCAGGUCCGCCAGACCUCGCUGAAUACGGAGAGCAAUACGCUCUCCGUAUUCAGCAUUGCACCCUGCAGACUCGCGGCCAAUGGGCCGCCAGCAGGGGGGUGUCAAUCAACCCGAUCAUACUCGAUUGGGUUGAUUUCCGGCGAUGUCUGUCCGCCGGCUCAGAGCAGACGGACAGGUUAUGGAGCAGCGGCCUUUGUGACCGCUGCUUCAUAACGGCUGGCUCGCCAGAAACACGGGGCAUCAAGCUCCAUUCGGAGCUUGAUAGAUAUGCCCCACUGUCUGUUAAUAGAUUGAUCACUUGUCCCUCUCUUAGGGUCUGAUUCUCUAACGCUUUCUACUCCUGCAAGAUUAUCUUAACAGAUCUGUUAGUGCGUCUCAGAAUUCUAUAUCUAGCACAUGCUACUAUGAGAAAUGUGUAUCUCACUAAGGGGUGUACCCUACAAUUUUCUAUUUCAGGUAGAGACAAAUACAAUAUAGUGAUAAAUAACUUAAAGUGAAGGUCAAUUUUUGCUCUUAUCAAUACACCAUGUUAAAAUGUAUGUAAUAAAUAUUGAAGUUGCUAAGUUUAUGUCUAAAUAACGAAUCCAUUUCAAAUAAAAUGUAUUUAUAAUAUACCUCCGUUACCGCGAUUAGCUCCGCCCCAACCACACUUCCUUAUUCAUAUGUUAUGACGUUGCUUUUUUUCUUACAAGCGGACUACGCUCGUGCACCCGUGUUUAGUUUGAACUGCGCAUGCGUAUCGUCAACCCAAUAGCGCAUGCGUUUCGUCAACCCACGUAACUUUGUAUUCAAUUUAUUAACAAAAGUGUAACAUUCAUUGCUACGCAAGUCUAUCAGUCACUAAGUCGCAAGAUUGGUCUUGACCCUCUAAUAGUUUAUUUUAAUUUAGCCCUAUUCGUUUUGUAAAGGCGCAGCAUAUUGAUUCAUACCUGUUGAUAUAGCUGCUAGCUAGUUUUCGAGGAUACGAGUGAGCGUUGAUGUUGAUUCAAAGUAUCAACAAUUGUGAGAGCGGACAACGCAUGCGCGAAACAUGAACGUGCAUGCCGAUGAUGACGCACAGUUUGUUUAAACGCAUGCGCAUAAGGUGGCAAUGACGAAACCAAAAAGGGGCUGGACGCCACGGGGGUAAACACUAGAUUCGAGAGAAAAAAUGUCACUCAAUAUCGGCAGUAUGGCGGAUUAUACAGGUGAAAUGGAGCAGAUUGAAAACGAUAAAAAUAAAACUUUUAAUUGUAUUUAUAUAUAAUUUGAUGAAUGAACAUCAUACUGAAUUUAGGUAACAUAUUGAAAAAUUAUAACCAAAACGCCAGACUUGACCUUCACUUUAAGCAGUUUUUAAAAUCUUACUACUACCUGAAAUUUCAGAGAAGAACUUGCCCAAAAUACCAUAGAAUGUUUAGCAUUUUUGUUGUCACUCAAUUUAAACAACUAGAGCCUUGUUGUUGUUUUUUUACUUACUUAUCAAAAAUAUAUAUAUAUAAGUAGACACCCAAGAUAUUGAUCUAGACCCAUUUGGUAUAUUUCAUGCCACUAUUGCGUGCCAAAUGUGAUCAUAUAUAUAAAACUCAUUAACUUUUUCACAAACUUUGGGUUUCUCACUAACAUUAUUUACAUAUUGUUUGUGCAGUCAUAAGACAAAUGGUUGUAAAUGCUUCUCUGAGAUCCCCUUUGUUCAGAAUUAGCAGACAUGCAUGGCUUUUCCAUUGCUUUUUGGUAAUUAACAGGACGCUAAUCGUAGCUGUGCAGCACACUUCUAUCAUUCGCGGCAGUGAAGGGGUAAUCAGUUAGCUUGUAAGGUUAAUAUUUGCUCUAGUGUAUGGAUUACCCUCCCAUCCCCAAUCCCUAUCUGAUCCCUCUAAAACAACUCCCCCCACACACACACACACUCCUCACCACCAUCUUAGGUACAUGCAGACCAUAAUCUGCCAGUAAGCAGUUUACAGCUUUUUUUUCCUGCUUGAUCCCUCCCACCUCCCUUGCCCUUCCCAAACACUUCUCUAACUCUCCCAGUACCAAGUUUAUAUAUAUUUUUUAAGUUAUUUUUUAUUUAUUUAUUUAUUUUUUGUAGUGUAGGGUCCCCCCUCACCCUCCCCACGAUCGUUAUGUUGGGACCCCUCCAUUUCCCCCUUUUUCUGUACUGUAGCGGCCCAUCCCUUCCUCUCCCUUCAAAACAAAUUUGCCAUAGUGUAGGGUCCUACCCUCCCUCCCCAUCCACAGCUGGGCUAUCCACCUGCCUCCCCCCUUCCCUCUCACACCUCCCAACAGCACCAACAGAUGAUGGUUGCAGACAGUGCCACUGUCUGUAACGAUCUUGUAAUAUGGCUUCAUAUGGUAACGGAGCACUGAUCAUGCUCCGUUAUCAUAUGAAGGCAGAUGCUGGAAGCCCACAAACAACCGAGAAUACUUGGGCUUCCAACAUUAUGGACAUAGAUCUAUGUUAUGCAGUAUGAUCAGCUAUGAUCAGCUAUAUAUUGCAUGACAUAAUUCUACGUCUAGUUGGGUAAAGAGUUAAAUAUGAUUUUUACUGUUAGCACAGGUGGUAGGUGGGGUUACACAGUGCCCCUCCUCCAAAGCUCUAUCUUACGCCCUUUCCUUGACCCCAUUGCAUAUAUUUUUCAUAACUGCGCAGUGAUUUUAUCCUGUGACUGCCAGUAUCAUAGAAAUGUUUAACCCAGACACAUCAGUAAUUUGACCCUCUAAUGACACACACAGAGCAGAAAUGUCCAGUGUCUACAUAUAACACACACAGAGCAGUGUUUUAUGGCUGUCAGUAACACAUAAUACAGUGAUGUUUUGUAUCCUACUUGCCUGCCGGUAACACAGAAUAGUGCAUGCACACUGUCACUUUUUUCAGGGCUAUGUUUGUAAUGCAGUCAUGUAAUGUCAUUAAAAUAUAGCUGCCACUCAGGGAACUUUAAACUGCACAAUUAAAUGUACAGUACUUUUGCAUAGGUGUUAUCAUACAACUUAAAAUGCUUGGCUGUACUGUUGAAUGCUGGACAGCUUGUAACCUUAGUGGCAUCUUCAAAAUUCAGAUAAUAGAGGAAAUUUUGGCAUCUAUCUACUAUCUGGAUGUCAAAAUCACUUUGUGCUUGCCACAUACUUUUCAGUAUUCUGAGUUUAUCACAACCUAGUUACUUUCUUUAUGAACGAAUCUUAUGAGAACAGUGGAUUUGAUUCUGUUUCUUUAAAGGGGUCUAAACUCCUAUGCAUUUUAUCUGGUUUUAAAAGGUAAAGCAUAAAAAACAUUGUGUACCUCUUGGAAAACUAACAUUUUCUGGUAAAACUAUUUUAUGAUUUGCAGUACCAGUUUGUGUGCUAUUCUUACUGGAGGGCCGUGAUAGCACACCCUGCAUUAUCAAUAGCGCUCCACUUGUCAUUUAGGCCAUAGUGUCAUAGGAGAAUUUGUUUAAAAAAAAAAAGUGUUCUUAUAUAAUACGCCAGUUUAUUUCUUGAUAUGAAUAACCCUAAGUAUUCAGUUUUCCUCGACAUAGUGUCUCUUUAACUGCUUUUCUAUGUUGUAUUAUUCUCCAUGUUAUUCUAGUAUUGUUAUCAACCUAAAUAAUUGUGGUAGAUUUACUAAAUAAAAGGUUAUUUGUCUCACAGUGAAUCAAA